AUGGUGCGAGAAGGAAUAGGUUUGGGCCAUAAAAUUUCCUACAAGGGAAUUGAAGUUGACCAAGCCAAAGUGGAAGUGAUAUCUAAACUUCCACCUCUGGUAAACGAAAAAGGUAUCAGGAGUUUCUUAGGACAUGCGAGUUUUUACCACAGGUUCAUAAGAGAUUUCUCUAAGGUAGCCAAACCGCUAACCACUCUAUUGGUUAAGGAUAAGGCUUUUGUGUUCGAUGAUGAAUGUGCCGCAGCUUUUGAGACAUUGAAAAACAAAUUAGUGUCGACACCAAUUGUAAUUGCCCCAGACUGGUCUCUCCCGUUUGAGAUCAUGUGCGAUGCUAGUGAUAUUGCUGUAGGGGAAGUUCUAGGACAUCGAAGAGAGAAGCUUUUACAUGUUAUUUACUAG
Molecule: messenger RNA, 399 nt
Organism: Lathyrus oleraceus (garden pea)
Lineage: Eukaryota; Viridiplantae; Streptophyta; Magnoliopsida; Fabales; Fabaceae
Exons: 1
Coding region: 1-399 (132 amino acids)
Source: RefSeq, a predicted model, not a curated record